UGGUGCUGCUUGGAAUGGGCGAGAUGGAGUGAUAGGAGAGGUAGGCGACACCCUUGGUACAAACGGCACCCAUGGCGCUGAGCUUGCGGGCGGCGCCCAUGGGGCUAGCCAUGCAGGCAACUUCCAUGUCAUUGGGUUGUGUGUCUCAGCUGACGGCGGUAACUCCGGGGAGCAUGUAGGCAAGUCUAUUGGCAUUUAG
Molecule: messenger RNA, 199 nt
Organism: Ilex paraguariensis (yerba mate)
Lineage: Eukaryota; Viridiplantae; Streptophyta; Magnoliopsida; Aquifoliales; Aquifoliaceae
Source: the annotation of a GenBank genome assembly